UGUAUUUAUUAUACACAUACAUGCAACCCAGGACAGCAGAGAGCAAGCUAGAUACACCUGAAAUUCUCAACCGAGAUGAGUUUUGACUUGUCUUCUUAUAUGUAUAUGUUUCAUUAGAGAAAUAGAGGGAAACAAUCGAAUAUCUUUGUCGUCAUCGUCAUCUCUUUCAGCACUUUCCAUGGAGUUGAGCGUCUCCUCCUCCUCCUCCACCUUCAUGCCCUCGCCAGUACUGUCUUCGCUAAACCAGCUUCCUUUUUCAAGAGCAUAUGCAUCAGCGAGAUCCAUGUCCACGCCCAUGACCCACCUGGCAAUCCAAUCAAGACUAGUAAAGACAAGAAGAUCACCACCAAGGACUAUGUGUGUUUCUUGCGAGGUCGCCCUGAAGUCGGAGCCAAAGGUCGCACCAGUAAUUUCUGCUCCGCCGUCCCAAGUGGGGGAGGCCCCAGGCCAGGGCCCAGAAGAUGCAGUUAUCGGGGCCAAGGUAAGAGUGAAGGUGCCGGUGAAAGUGUACCAUGUGCCCCGUGUCCCGGAGGUGGAACUGAUUGGGAUGGAAGGUACGGUUAAACAGUAUGUUGGCGUCUUCCGGGGCACCCAGAUAUCCGCAAGCCUUCCAUUCAAGGUCGAGUUUGUUAAGGAGAUCAUAGGCGGUAACCGCAGUGGCCCAGUCAAGUUCUCUGUCCAUCUCAAGGAGGACGAGUUUGACUACGUUUGAUUGAAUUGAAUCAGUUAGCUAGCAGCAUAUACGUAUGGCAAGUGCAGCCUACUUCGUGGCGGGCACAUAAAAUAAGAGCUCGGCUAGCCCCCACCAGGAAAUAAUGCAAACGUUAGCUCGGUUUGAUGGAUUACUAAUACAAGCCCAUGCCAUCACGCAGUACUUUCUGCAGGUCAUCAUGUGAUAGCUAACAGUUUCUUCAGUUUGUUAGCUGCUGCAGUGCCAAUCGCCAGGGGCGGGGGCAGCUGUUUUUCUUCAUUUGACUCUUAGAUACAUCAGAAUAAUACAUUACUGUCGAUCCAAUCCUCUUAAAUAAUUAGCCAGCUUCCUGCCUUUAGUUUGGAUCCAUUCAUUCGAUAUCGAAUCAUGAGCAAUACAAUAUACUGUCUGGUUCGAUCCA
Molecule: messenger RNA, 1112 nt
Organism: Punica granatum (pomegranate)
Lineage: Eukaryota; Viridiplantae; Streptophyta; Magnoliopsida; Myrtales; Lythraceae
Source: RefSeq, a predicted model, not a curated record